GGUGGAGCAGUUGUACAGUACGUCUUCUCUGUGCGUCUUGAAAAUACAGUUAUUUAAAACGCUUUUCCAAAGUGGGAUUUACGCAAAGGGGGUUCGCAGACAGUGGAGCAGUGGUCUACGGCAGACCCAGAUACAGACGUCCAGGGAAGAGGGGGCUCCCCAAAACCUGAGCCAUGAGUCGCAGCAUUGUGCGGCAGAGUAAGUUUCGCCACGUCUUUGGUCAGGCGGUGAAGGCGGAACAAGGCUACGAUGACAUCAGAGUCUCAAAGGUGACGUGGGACAGUUCAUUCUGUGCUAUCAACCCAAAGUUCCUGGCGGUGAUUGUGGAGUCAAGUGGAGGAGGGGCCUUUCUGGUGCUGCCACUGUCCAAGACAGGACGUGUGGAUAAGAACUACCCUCUGGUCAUCGGUCAUUCUGGGCCCGUCCUGGACAUUGACUGGUGUCCCCAUGAUGACAACAUCCUGGCCAGUGGCUCCGAGGACUGCACAGCCAUGGUGUGGCAGAUUCCAGAUCAUGCUCUGACCCGUCCCCUCUCGGAACCCAUAGUUGUAUUGGAGGGUCACUCAAAACGUGUUGGGAUCGUCACAUGGCACCCAACAGCACGCAACAUACUUCUAACAGCAGGCAGUGACAACCUGAUUAUCAUUUGGAAUGUGGGCACUGGAGAGCCCCUCAUCUCCAUGGAUGACCACCCAGACCUCAUCUACAGCAUCAGCUGGAACCGAAAUGGCAGCUUGUUUUGUACGACCUGCAAAGACCGGCGACUCCGAGUGUGUGACCCGCGCAAGAGAGACGUGGUGGCGGAACGUCUCGCUCCUCAUGAAGGCAUCAGGCCGAUGAGAGCCAUUUUCACUAAAGACGGAAACAUCUUCACAACAGGCUUCACUCGAAUGAGUCAGAGGGAGCUGGGUCUCUGGGACCCGACAAACUUUGAGGAGCCUAUUGCACUAUUGGAGCUGGACACAAGUAAUGGUGUGUUGCUACCAUAUUAUGACCCAGAUGCAAACAUGGUCUACCUCUGUGGAAAGGGAGACAGCAGUAUCCGUUACUUUGAGAUCACAGAGGAGCCUCCAUACGUGCACUACCUCAACACGUUUAGCAGUAAAGAGCCACAGAGGGGCAUGGGCUUCAUGCCCAAGAGGGGGGUUGACGUCACCAAGUGUGAGAUCGCCAGGUUAUUCAAGCUCCUUGACAAGAAGUGUGAGCCCAUCACAAUGACAGUGCCUAGAAAAUCGGACCUCUUCCAGGAUGACCUGUAUCCAGACACAGCAGGCCCUGAGCCUGCCAUGGAGCCUGAGGAGUGGCUGGACGGGCGCAACGAGGACCCUAUCCUGGUGUCUUUGAAAGAGGGCUAUGUUCCACCCAAAAGUCGAGAGCUCAAAGUGUCCAAGAAAAACGUGCUGGACUCCAGACCCACCACUAGGCGCAGCAUGUCCACCUGUGACACCAACAGCCUGCCGCCUCAAUUACUUGAGCGGUUGUUGGAGGAGCUACAAAACCUUAAGGCCACGGUUUUGUCUCAGGAGAAGAGAAUUUGUGAUCUGGAGAAUAAGCUCUCACAGUACACCAAUGGCACAGCUUAAGGUGCACAACAUGCAACCGCUGUGAAAAACUAUUUAGGCCUUCUGAAUUUCUCAUAUUUUUGAAGUUCGCUAUAAUAUUUUCUAUCAACAAGCUAUACUUUGAUACUGAUGAUGAUUUAAGUAAACAUAACAUAGAAUUUUUUAAUUAUUAUUGCAUGGCCCAGUGUGCAUCUAAACCAAAAAUAACUAGUGUAGAGGACACAUCCACCAUAGCUGAGUGCCUUUCACGUCACAGCAAGAAGGUCCAAAGUUUAAUUCCCAAACUAGGUGUCGCCUUUCUCAGUUGAGUUUUGCAUGUUCUUCCUGUAUUUUCCUCCAUCAACCUAUAACAGGCAAAUCUCUGAAGUUGUAUUUUGCUUAUACUUGGGGUAUAUAAUAAUAAAAAGGUUUGUUGAUGUAAAAAUGUUGAAGCACAAAAAUAUGACAACUCCAGAAGGGGUCAAAUACUUCUCAGCACUGUAGUAUAUAGUUUGAACUGGUCUGAAUUCAGAUUGCUGUAGACACCUAUCUUCCUUGCAUAAACAAGGAACUGAUCUCCUGCACUGAAAGGUGAGGUAUGCUAAAAGUGGAAUAUUUUAUGUCUGAUGUUUUAUAUUGAACAUUUGUAUCAUAAUGUGCCUUUGAUGCUGUGGGAAUUGAUCAUAUUUACAUCAUAUUUAUGAGCAUGAGAAGGGUGGAUGUGAGAUGAGAGGAAAGAGGAGCUGCACAUUUGAAAGAUUUGUGUAUGUUGGAUUUAAGUCUACACAAACUUUUUAUACAUUUAAAUAAAAUGACAAUGACAGAAAAAUAGAAAAAAAAUAUUCUAAAAAGAUUAACCAUAUUAAAUAAAAUGUAUGCCUUAUUUCAGAAAGGAAGACCCAAGUUUUCAAAAUGUAAAUAGUUAUGAAUGAUUCAGGAAAUUUUGAAUUAUGUCAUUUGUUUUAUGUUCUGUACAAUAGACAAAUUUGACCACAAUAAAGCAGUGUUUUUUAAACUC
This is a messenger RNA of Periophthalmus magnuspinnatus, 2559 nucleotides long. Its product is annotated as coronin-6. The coding region runs from base 174 to 1583 and encodes 469 amino acids. Gene Ontology annotation, biological process: cell migration; actin filament organization. The transcript is spliced from 11 exons. NCBI's taxonomy places the organism in Eukaryota, Metazoa, Chordata, Actinopteri, Gobiiformes, Gobiidae. The record is from RefSeq and is a predicted model, not a curated record. Gene Ontology annotation, molecular function: actin filament binding.